UAUAUUGAUAUAGCUCAUCGAAACUCGCACACCUUGUGAAAGAGUGUUGUUGGAGUCAGACACCAUUAACUACAUCCAUGAUCUAGUGUGCUGCCCCUAUACAUCUGUCCCGUUAAGAACACACUUCCGUUCUACACAUGAACAAAGAUGACGAGGCUAACACAACUUGUGACUUUCCUGUUUGUUUUAUUUUCUAUAGAUUCAGUCUGGCUACAGCAAUUACCACCCCAGUUUCCACCCACUAUGUUUGCAUUUAUGCCGGAGAACAAGACAAACGGUUCCCUCAUCAAAUCAUUUGAUGUCACUGACGCCGAUAAUGACGUCAUUACACUUGAUAUAUAUGAUGAGUUCACUCGCUCAAGCGUCUACCUAGUUCAGUCCAAUAGCCGUAGAGGGUUUGUGACAGGAAAUGUCUACCUCAUCAACCCGGCCAAUUUCGACUUCGACAGGGGAAGGAGGGAAGUGAACUUAGGUUUUACAGCAAAUGAUGGCCAGAACACGGUAAGAUAUGAACAGUGAGGAUCCAUUUACGACACAAUGACAAACUAACAAACUAAUGAUUAUCAUAAUCGAUAACUGUCCGUUAGAGUAACCUCAUAUCUACGGAAGACUAUACAUGUC
Molecule: messenger RNA, 621 nt
Organism: Pecten maximus
Lineage: Eukaryota; Metazoa; Mollusca; Bivalvia; Pectinida; Pectinidae
Exons: 5
Coding region: 148-519 (123 amino acids)
Source: RefSeq, a predicted model, not a curated record